AUGUCACCACACGAUUACGUUUCAUCCUACUCUUUAAGCCGUCCACAACGUUUGUCUUUGCGAAUGCGACAACAACCCAUUAAUACACGUACUAGCACCAACAAUGAGCGAGACCGACGAGCAAUCGAUCCACCACCCAUCGUUCAAAUACAACUUCAAAACGCCACACCAGCCGAAACUCUCCAAUUCCUACAAAGCCCAAACUACUUUAUGUGUGCCAACCUUGCACAUCCUUACAACGACGAUGAAAUCUAUACACCAAAUCACAAUGCCCUUUGUGGCCAAACCGUGUCUUCAAUGUACCGGCUCAAAGACAUUGAUAAUAUGGAUGGUGGGUUCUUUAUUCUCGGUGAUCUAUCGGUGAAGGUUCAAGGUCAAUUCCGAUUAAAGCUUACCUUAUUUGAGAUCACGCCAUCCGGUGCCAGUCAUCUGCAAUCCAUUUUCACCGACGUAUUUAUGGUCUAUUCACCUAAACAAUUUCCUGGUCCUCUCGAAUCGACGUUUUUAUCACGCUCAUUUUCCGAUCAAGGAGCACGGAUCAGAAUCCGUAAAGAGCACCAAACCCGCAAGCGUAAAGCUAGUUUCACGAGCGUCGAAAGCAACUCACCCGUUUCACCUCCACCCUCAACAAUCGAAGCACCCACUACCAAGAAGCCAUGCAUGCUACCAUCACUUAGCCAGCUAUUCGCUGAAGAACAAGUGGAUGCUGCUGUCACCAUGAUGCAAUUACGACACCAUCCUUGGUGA
Molecule: messenger RNA, 747 nt
Organism: Lichtheimia ornata
Lineage: Eukaryota; Fungi; Mucoromycota; Mucoromycetes; Mucorales; Lichtheimiaceae
Exons: 7
Coding region: 1-747 (248 amino acids)
Source: RefSeq, a predicted model, not a curated record